AUGGCAGACUACGUGAAACAAUUUCAAGACGAGCUCAAAGCUUUGGACACCAAAUUUGCUGGUAACCCUGCUUUAGAACAAUUUGAAUCAAAGACGAAAUUACCCAAGUCUUAUGGUGUGCUUGGCGCCGCAUCGGUCUACCUUCUAUUGAUUUUUAUCAAUGUUGGCGGUAUUGGUGAGAUUCUCUCCAACUUCAUCGGGUUCGUUGUUCCAGCUUACUAUUCUUUGGUAGCUUUGAAGACCACUGCAACCAAGGACGAUUCUGAUUUGUUAACAUACUGGGUCGUUUUUGCGUUUUUGAGCGUGAUUGAAUUUUGGUCCAAGGCCAUUUUGUACUGGAUUCCCUUCUACUGGUUCAUUAAGACUCUGUUUUUGGUCUACCUAGCUCUUCCACAGACCAAUGGUGCUAACUUGGUCUACAAUACCCUAAUCAAGCCCGUUUCUGAUAGGUACAUCAAGGUUUCAGAGGACAAGAAGGACGAGAUUGCUGGAAAGAUGGAGAAUUUGACUUCUUCCAAGACAACUGGUUUCUCAGCCCAUUAA
Lachancea fermentati is the source of this 543-nucleotide messenger RNA. The record is from the annotation of a GenBank genome assembly. NCBI's taxonomy places the organism in Eukaryota, Fungi, Ascomycota, Saccharomycetes, Saccharomycetales, Saccharomycetaceae.